AUGCUGCACUCCUCGAACGAUCAAGUCUACCGCACGUCAACGUCGUGGAAUCGCGAAAGAGCCGAAAUCGUGAACCGUCGUCACCUUGUUUUCCGUGCGGAGCUAAUCACUGGUCCUGAGAAGAAAAAUGGAUCGAUCCGCCUCUGCGCAGACCACUCAACCGGACUGAACGAUGCACUGGAACAAAACCAGCAUCUGCUUCCAAUCCCAGAGGACACCUUCACGAAACUCAACGGAGGACGCUACUUUUCACAGCUCGACUUAGCCGAAGCAUAUCUCCAAUUGGAAGUAGACGACGUCUCAAAGCAGCUAUUCACUAUUAACACGCACCGUGGACUGUAUCGCUUCAACCGACUACCAUUUGGAGUGAAACCAGCUCCUGGUAUAUUCCAACAAUGUAUGGAUACUUUGAUCGCUGGAUUAGAUGGAACUGCCGCCUAUCUCAACGACAUGUUCGUUACUGGCAGAACCAUCGGCGAACACAAUGCCCGACUAGAGGCCGUAUUCAAGCGGAUUCAAGACUACGGAUUCCGCGUUCCACUCGACAAAUAUGCUUUCCUGCAGACGGAGAUCACCUACCUUGGCUUGAAUCGACUAUACGAAGUCCGAAAACUUGCCCAAAGUCAACCACCAUUCUCCUCUGUGGGACUACGACAACCGCAAAAAUACCAUGACGACAGUCAAAGCACUACACAAAGCCCAUUAAAGCCAAACAAGGAUGAAAAUGCUCGCAAGAAGCUUUGUCUAUUGGCCCACGAUGGAUUCCGACAUCGAAAAACUCGUCAGGACCUGCCUAAGAUGUGCAUCCUUGGAAAAGGAUGA
This is a messenger RNA of Necator americanus (New World hookworm), 822 nucleotides long. RefSeq lists its product as uncharacterized. Bases 1 to 822 code for a protein of 273 amino acids. The record is from RefSeq and is a predicted model, not a curated record. Lineage: Eukaryota; Metazoa; Nematoda; Chromadorea; Rhabditida; Ancylostomatidae. The transcript is spliced from 4 exons.